UUCGGCACCGACUACGCACGGUUUGACCGCAAAAUCCGCGGUGCACGUGCAUCAUCAUCAUCGUUGUCGUCGUCGUCGAGACCCGAAGACGUCGUCGUGACGUCGCAUCCAACACCCAUCAUCAUCCAAUCAUCGUCCACCAAAAUCCACAGCGAACCUGAGAAUUGGGAGCUGCCGGGUUAAAAGUGGCGUAGAAGAAAACGUAAAAACCGAGAAACACGAAGAAGAGAAAGUCCGCUUGGUCCCGUCUCCAAAGAGAGGUUUUCGGCUCUCGCGACGGCUUCAGCAGAACUUAAAACCGCGAGUUUCGAGUGAAUCUAAAUAAAGAACUGUGUAUAUGCAGCGCGAGGAUUGAGGUGCCGGGGACCAGGAGGCGCGUGCCUCCCGGGAUAUGCGAGAGUGAGUAAGCAUGGUACAGAGCGCAUCAUCCCUCAAUGGUGCACCGAACGGCGAAGGUGGUAGAGGAGGAGGAGGAGAAGGUGAAGGAGAAAGAACAUCCAACGUGAUCACCGUCGACGGCGAGUCUUCGUCGACCUCUUCCCUGACGCGCGGCACCGGCAACCGGUUCUCCCUGUUCAGGUGGUUCAGGUCGCGGAACAAUCGCGACUCUACCGUGGAGAAGCGACGGAGAACCGAUGGAGUCCGACGCAGCAGCGUCUACUCCAGCGCGGAGAGCGUAGACACCUUCUACAGCACCACCACGGUCCGCAGUUUCGCGUUCCACGCGGGCACCCUGGACCGGUGUGACGUGCAACUGUCCUUGGACAUCCUUGGACACCGAGCAACCGAGGUUGGUCCCUUUGCCGCGGGAGCCUCGAAGGUCGGCAACAAGGAGAACACCAACGCGGCCGCCUGCACUUUACCCAUUAACGUGCACUCCAGGCGACGGAACAUCACCGCCAGGUACUCGCUGCAUCCGUCGACGACCUUCGCCUCCUGCGAGAAUUUCCCAUCGCCCGAGAAGGCCUCGAGGACCGGAGGACGGAGGAUACACGUGAAGGGCAAACGAAGGGCGCCGAAUCCUCCCGCGGUGAUCAAGAUCGUGGAGGUCGAUGUACGGGAGACACCCGCGAGGAACAGCAACAGGCGGAAACGACGGGCCCCACAGCCGCCGGAGAGGUCGACGAAUCAUCCUUCGGCCGAGGAGCAGUCCGGGAGGUCGCUCAUCAUCAAUGGCGGUGAUGGUAUGGAGCUGAGGAAUGUCGAGGAGAGGCAAUCCAUCAGCAACGACACGCUGGUUCUCCAAGGCGGGAUGCUGCUGUCGAAGAAGGAGGUUCGCGGCAGCCCGAAAGCGGCGAAGAGCAACAAAGCUGAUGAUCCUGGAUCCAGUGUCUUGAACCCCCGGGAGAAGACCACGCGGACUUCGAUCGGCUCCACCUUGGCCAUGCCGCGACCUUGGUACAAGCGCAGCGUGUUCGAGCACUCGUCUCAUCGCGACGCAGGCUCGUUCUCCAGGAAAGGAGGUCCAGCGACGUCAGGCUGCGAGAUGAGGGAGAAGUGCGUCGGAACGAGCGCGAGUUACUCCGUGGAUUCCACGUCGAGGCUGAGCUUCUUCCAUCGCGACGACAAGAAGCGACAGGAGGCGAAACGAAGAUCCGGCCUGUCGAUCCUGACGAACAUCAGCGAGCUCGACAAGGAGGCGGCGGCGAUCGUGCAGGAGGAACAAGCGCGCGCGCGAGCGUCGAUGUUGCUGAAGACGUCCAAGUUUGCGGACGAGUUCGAGAGGAGGAGCGACGUCAACGAGGAACUCGUCCAGGAUAUGGUUACCUCGGCGAUGGAGAACGCGUCACCCCGUCGGGGCGCUCGCGCACUCAUCUCCAAGUUUAACGCCAUCAGCAACAUCACCAAAGUCACAGUUAAUGCCAAUUUCUUCGCUAAGAGGGAUCAAUCAGAUUACAAGCUCGAGCGAGACGUGACGAGGAGCAGAUUCGAGCAGAUGGGGGAUUGGAGGAGCCAGAGAUUCUCGGCGCAACAGGAUCUCGGUCAAAAUAUUCGCGUCGAUAGAGACAUCUCCAGGUACUUCCUGCCUCAGCAGAGGUCAUCGAGGAACGAGGCAAAAUUGACGGAUAUAAAUUCGGUGGAUGUAAAAACUACGUCUAGCAAGGAGCUGUCGGAACGAACUGGAGCGAACUGUCAAAACGAUCAGCUGAUGAGGGAGGCGUCUGACAGGAUAUCGUUUCUGCAAAGCCAACUCGCUGCGAAUCGCGCGAGCGAGUCUCUGGCUGUUCAAAAGGACAUUGCAUUAUUGUCGGAAGAGAAAAUCAGAGUGCGACAGGAGAUCGCGGAAGAAAAAGGAAAAGGAUCGCCGAGGCUGAACAGCGAAACUGGUAGAAAAUUUUUGCUGUCCCGCGCCCGUAACUUAGUCGAAAGCAUGGAAAGUGCGUUAGAUUCCGAAAGAGACAUCAGGACGAAAGGAACGGGAAGACAGAAAGAAUUCUCGAACAUAUUCGACGAGAUCGAUCGGAAGUUACGUUCCAGGGAGUUGAAGCUCGGGGAAGAGCGGAAAGACCGCGUCGGGGACAAAGUUCCGGAAGACGAAGCCGUAUCGAGCAGAGUGGCUAAAGUGCUCGACAUCCUGGUGGAAGCUGAGAAGGAUGGCAGGACGAGAUCGGCGGCGCAGCCGGGAAGAUCGAUGCGGGACAAGGAAACGUCGCGUUUGAUUAAUUCGAGCCAGCAGACCGAGUCCGGUAAGACAAAAUCGACCGUUCUCAAUACCGUCGAGGAUCCAAUUACGGUGGAUCUGAAGGAGAUGCUGAAGGAGAUGAAGCACUCGUUGCCGAAGCGGCCUAAAUCGAGGAAGCCUAUGUCGAGCGACGUCGAUGCGGUGGUUCUCGAAAAGGCUGAUAAGCCCGUAUCUGCGAGCAAGUCGAGCGAUUACGAGGCGGAUAAGCAAAAGGUGUCCUCGUCGGCCCAAACCAGUGGAAACAUCCGUAGAUUGAAUCAGCCUUCUACGUCCGCCGACGCGCGACCGUCUACGUCUGCGGGUUGGAAACACGAAAACGUGCUCUACAGAACUUCCGGCAAAGGCUCGGCUCUUGUCAAGAAUACUUUCCAGCUGAUACGACCGCGCGAUUUCGCCGAGAUAGAGGCUACGAAGACCACGAGGGAAAUUGGAAAGGAAAACACUUAUGCCAAUAUGAUGGAACCGUCCUUGUAUGCCAAUGCUCACGUUCCUCCUACCUUCUCGCCGAAACAAUCAUCGCCGAAUUCGACACCAUCUAAGGAUAUUUCGAGAUGUAAUCAUGUUAAAGCAUCGCCCAAUAUUGUAAACGAGAGUAAAAUGCUGAACGAUGAAGAAUUUGUAGAAGAAGACGAUAAUUCAGCGGCGAAGAACAUGAAUACUCUGGAUAUUAAUCGAUUACUAAGAAAGCUGGAAGGAGCAAUCGCGUCGGGCCAUCAUCAACAAGCAGCUGGAUUAGCGAAGGAAUUGGCAAGGCUUAAAAUCCAUUGUUCCGUGAUACGACAACGUUCGGCGGCGCGUUUGAAGGAUCAAUCGAUUAAAGUCAACAUGUAUAUCGAAGACAAACUUGCUCACCAAGGGCCCAUUCCGCUUCAGCUACCAACGAGGAUGAUGAUAGCCGAACUGAAGACAAAGGUACAGACGGAGUUUGAAAUUCCCACGAAUGUGCAGCGCUGGAUCAUCGGGAAAAACUUGGCCGAUCAUGACGAGGCCACCCUCGACGAGUUACAUGCAGUGGAUGGUUCACCGGUGUUCCUUUAUCUCGUAGCACCCGAAUUACAUGUCGACAAUACGGAACCGAAUAAGCCAACUGUGGAAGAUAAAGUUCUUGAAGAAUUGCCGGAAGAUCCACCAACGAACUUGCAGAUAAUCGAAGAAGCUCAAGAGACUGUCGAGACAGAAGAAGCAACAAAUGAGCAUGAAGGAGAACCAGCAGAAACAGACGUAUCGGAAGAUGUCAAGAUGGCCCGAUACGAGGAACUGAUAUCGUUGGAGAACUGGGACGUCAUUCCGAAUUCCGAGUCAAUUGAAUGCCCAAUAUGCUUUGUUACAUACGGUCCGCGCGAAGGUGUAAUUCUGAGGGAUUGUUUACACAUGUUCUGCAGGCCGUGCAUUGCAAAUACGAUCGCGUACUGCGAGGAGGCGGAAGUGAAAUGUCCGUACAGAGAUGUCGAUUAUACGUGCGAAUCGACUCUUCAGGAACGCGAGAUCAAGGCGCUCGUCGAACCGGAAGUUUAUCAGCAGCACCUGGCGAAAUCGAUCACGCAGGCGGAGAACAACGCCGGAAACAAGGCCUUCCACUGUAAAACGCCAGACUGCCCUGGUUGGUGCAUUUACGACGAUGAUGUGAACAAUUUCUUGUGUCCUGUGUGCGGGGCCAAUAAUUGUCUCACUUGUCAGGUUGUUCAUGCUGGGAAGAAUUGCAAGCAGUAUCAGCAAGAGUUGCAAUUUUCGAAAGAGACCGACCAGGAAUCUAGAAGAACAGCUGCGAUGCUCAAGGAGAUGGUCGAUAGAGGUGAAGCACUUGCCUGCCCCACGUGUGCAGUCGUACUUAUGAAAAAAUGGGGCUGCGAUUGGCUGGUGUGUUCCAUGUGCAAAACGGAGAUCUGCUGGGUCACCAGAGGACCACGUUGGGGUCCAGGGGGUAAAGGGGACACAUCCGGUGGCUGCAAAUGCGGUGAAAACGGAGUCAAGUGUCAUCCUCGUUGCAAUUACUGCCACUAAAAAGUUACAAUGAGCGAACGCGACACGUUUACGGUGACGAGAUAUCUUAGAAAUGCUUUCGUAUUAUUUAUGUUAAAACAUGACGUAUUACAAAUUCGACGGUGUGUGAAGGUGCCUUUGAUAUGCGUUUAAUAAAUAAGUUGAAACUCGAGAUAAAUCAAUGUGCGACAGAAGUUACACACCGCUUGCUCAAUGAUUAACUUUAUUGCGACGCUGUCCUCGAUGGAGAUUUGUAAGUGAGAUUAUAAUAAAUUGAGAAAUUUGUACCAGAAUCUCUUAUUCUUACCGCAAAUACAAGAUAUAGAAAUAAA
This is a messenger RNA of Nylanderia fulva, 4995 nucleotides long. RefSeq lists its product as uncharacterized. Gene Ontology annotation, biological process: protein linear polyubiquitination; proteasome-mediated ubiquitin-dependent protein catabolic process. Gene Ontology annotation, cellular component: LUBAC complex. Gene Ontology annotation, molecular function: ubiquitin-protein transferase activity; ubiquitin binding. The record is from RefSeq and is a predicted model, not a curated record. Lineage: Eukaryota; Metazoa; Arthropoda; Insecta; Hymenoptera; Formicidae.